This is a messenger RNA of Beauveria bassiana ARSEF 2860, 1083 nucleotides long. Its product is annotated as acidic chitinase. The coding region runs from base 1 to 1083 and encodes 360 amino acids. Lineage: Eukaryota; Fungi; Ascomycota; Sordariomycetes; Hypocreales; Cordycipitaceae. Gene Ontology annotation, biological process: carbohydrate metabolic process; chitin catabolic process. The transcript is spliced from 2 exons. Gene Ontology annotation, cellular component: extracellular region. The record is from RefSeq and is a predicted model, not a curated record. Gene Ontology annotation, molecular function: chitinase activity; chitin binding.
AUGAGUUAUCGAACCGUAGCCUAUUACGUCAACUGCUUCAUGACCGAUAGCUGGGCGGACACCGACAUCCAUUGGGAAGGUGAUUCAUGGAACGAUACCGGCACCAACGUGUAUGGCUGCCUCAAGCAACUCAAUAUCCUGAAGAAACACAACCGGAACUUCAAGGUGCUGCUCUCCAUUGGUGGCUGGACAUAUAGCUCCAACUUCCCCGCUCCAGCUAGCAGGCCCGAGGGCCGCGACACAUUCGCCAAAUCCUGUGUCGAGCUGGUCAAGAACCUUGGUUUUGAUGGUAUCGAUAUCGACUGGGAGUAUCCCAAGACUCCGGAAGAGGCAGGCCACUUCGUUGAGCUUCUCGCCGAGGUCCGCAAGCAACUAGACGAGUACUCUGCAAGAGCUGCUGACAAUUACCACUUUGAGCUCUCGGUGGCCUGUCCAGCAGGGCCUGACAACUAUCAGAAGCUCGACAUCAAGGGUAUGGAUGCAUACUUGGAUUUUUGGAACCUGAUGGCAUAUGACUACGCCGGUUCUUGGGACAAGACCAGUGGUCACCAAGCCAACCUGUAUCCCUGCAAGGACACACCUGCUUCCACGCCAUUUUCUACCGUCGCAGCUGUCGAUUACUAUACUCAAAACGGUGUUGCUCCUGAUAAGCUAGUCCUUGGAAUGCCGUUGUAUGGUCGUGCAUUUGAAAACUGUGAUGGCAUGGGCCAGCCUUUCCAAGGUGUGGGACAGGGUACUUGGGAGCAGGGCGUGUACGACUACAAGAAGCUGCCCUUGGAAGGUGCAGAGGAGCACAAGGACGACGAUUCAUGUGCCACUUACUGCCAGAAUCCUGCUGCGCGUACUCUCGUCACGUACGACACUCCGGAACUAGCAAGGAUCAAAGCCGGCUUCAUCAAAGAGCGCGGACUAGGUGGUGGUAUGUGGUGGGAAAGCAGUGCUGACAAGACAGGUGACAACUCGCUUAUCAGUACUGUCGUUGGCGAGCUCGGGGGCACAGAAGCACUGAAAAAGCAGGAAAACUGCCUCAAGUAUCCUGAGACCAAGUAUGAUAACUUGAGAAACGGAUUGCCCGACAACUAA